Balearica regulorum gibbericeps (East African grey crowned-crane) is the source of this 1698-nucleotide messenger RNA. Lineage: Eukaryota; Metazoa; Chordata; Aves; Gruiformes; Gruidae. The record is from RefSeq and is a predicted model, not a curated record.
AUGGGAGUAAAGGAAACCCUGAGUCAGCAUCUGGAGUACCUCAGGCUCUGUGGAGAUGACAAAGCAGCUGAAGAUCAAAUCCUUGAAAGUCUGAAUGGGAUUCUCCUGGCUCUUACUGAAGAUAAGCAGAGAUCCUUGAGCCUACUCAGAGAGAGUGGGAUCUUCCUAACUUUGGCAAAAAUCCUGAAGGGUAAUCCACGAUGUGCAGUGAAAGCAGCCCAGGUGCUUUCAGAGAUAGCCAAGAAUGAGGAAAUGAAGAAACCAUGUAUUGAAGCAGAUUUGGUUCUAACUUUGAUACCUUUUCUGGAGAGCACAGACCAAGAAAUGUUGCUUCAUGCUGGGAGGGCUAUUGGCCGUAUCUGUUAUGAUAAUCGGGAUCUUCAGGAAGAGCUCGUGAAAGUAGGAGUAAUCACAUCACUAGUCCGAAUAUUAACCGAUUAUGCAGAGAGUGAACCACUUGUCCAUGUUGAUCUAUUGGCCUUAUGCAAUCUCGCAGACCUUGAUACAGCCAAGGAAGCUCUAAGCAAGACAAAGAUUGCUGAACAGCUUGUGAAACAACUGAGAAGAGCAGAGAACCAUGAGAGGUUAGAAAUUGUCUUUGAGGUCCUGCAAGCACUUGCAGAAAAUGAUGCUCUGAAAGUGCAGUUGGUGGAGGCAGGCGUGCAAGAGGUGCUGUCUGAGAUCCUGCUGCGGCUCCAGGGUAGUUCACAAGCUGAAGAUACAUGCAUUGUGAAGGCUGCAUCAGAUCUCAUUGUCUCUCUGCUUCUUGGAGUCUCCCAGAAUGUCGGUACUUGCAUCACAGCUGCAGCAACAGCUAUUGCUAAUUUUACAAGGAAUGACGGCAACUGCAUACGAAUGGUACAGCUGGGAGUCAUACAUCAGCUUCUAGAUCUUUUGGAGAAACAUGUAGAGAGUGGGGACAUCUCUGUUCAACAUGCUGCACUCAGUGCACUUCGAAACCUUGCUAUACCAGUUGUUAACAAGGUUCAAAUGCUGGAGGAAGGCGUGGCAGAGCGGAUUCAGGCACUUCUAAGGUCAGAGAUGCCUCCCAUGCAGUUCAAACUUCUGGGAACACUACGGAUGUUAGCAGAUGGUCAAGCUGAUGCAGCUGAAAUCUUGGGCCAAGACCCCACGCUGUUGAACAGACUUGUGCAGUGGUGCAACGCCAACGACCACACCGGCGUUUGUGGAGAAGCAAAUCGGCUGCUAGCAUCGAUCUUGCGUCACAACAGAUCCCAAGAAGUGAUCAAAGCCAUCCAGGAGGCACAAGGAGUGAAGCAUCUGGUUUCCAUGACAACAAGCGAACAUGCUGCCAUGCAGAAUGAGGCUCUGAAUGCCUUGGCAAUAGCAUCCACAAUCGAUUUAGAAACCCUUGAGGAAUCUUUCAAGGAAUCGCAGCUAGUUCAAAGCUUACACAGACUUCUACAAGAUGAUAAUACAAGUCCUGAGGUGAAAUAUAAUUCAAUGGGUCUUCUGUGCAGUCUUCUUAAUUCAGGUGAUCUGAGACAAGAAAUAGAAGAGGACAAGAUUAAAGAAACCCUCGAACAACUCUGCAGUCAUAGCAAUGCAAAUGUGGUCAAGGAAGCUGUCACAACAUUACAGAUCUUGAGAGGAGAGACACCCCAGUAGCCUCCCUUCUUCCCCAUAGCAACCCUGCAUUGUUGCUGAGGCAAAUGCAAUAAAAUGCCAGCUUUGCCA